Messenger RNA from Esox lucius (northern pike), 3463 nucleotides. It is a transcript of the gene pora, whose product is annotated as P450 (cytochrome) oxidoreductase a. Bases 464 to 2260 code for a protein of 598 amino acids. The record is from RefSeq and is a predicted model, not a curated record. Lineage: Eukaryota; Metazoa; Chordata; Actinopteri; Esociformes; Esocidae. Gene Ontology annotation, biological process: response to hormone. Gene Ontology annotation, cellular component: cytosol. The transcript has 15 exons. Gene Ontology annotation, molecular function: flavin adenine dinucleotide binding; FMN binding; NADPH-hemoprotein reductase activity.
CUCUCUGUGCCUAUCUGCGCGCGUGACAGUUUGUUCUGCUGUGCUCUAUCCACAGUCUUACUAUGCUGAUGCUCGGUUUUCUUAUAUUACCUCCCUGACUGCUUUCGCGUGUUUCUAACCAGCGACGUUAAACAUGAGAAAAGGGACUCAUUUUAAACAUAGCAAUCUGUGUUGCAGAACAUCGAGUCAUUCUGCAUAAUCCAAUUAUUUCUGACUACACCCUGAGAAUUGAACAAAAUCUUCAAAGGAAAAUUGCCCACGGCACAAGUAAUGAGACAUUUUGAGGAGUUUUUUUUGCAUAUCCCACCCUACCAUGAGGUAUUCAUCCAUCUUCAUCACCUAAAAAGCUUACAAAUGUGAUUUGAGUCACCCCACAGCGAGAAACCAGCUUCAUUGACAAAAUGAAGAAAACAGUGCGUUUUAUUGAAAAUGCUGGGUCCAAAAACAUUUAUUUAACAGAAACAUGGUGGCGUUCUACGGCUCUCAGACAGGCAUGGCUGAGGAGUUCUGCAGCCGACUGGCCAAAGAUGCCCAGCGCUAUGGAAUGAGUGGCAUGUCAGCUGACCCCGAAGAAUACAACAUGUCAGAGUUGCGUCGUCUUUCGGAGAUUGACAAUUCCCUGGCUGUGUUCUGCAUGGCCACCUAUGGGGACGGGGACCCUACAGAUAAUGCUCAGGACUUCUACGACUGGAUGCAGGAGACAGAAGAGGACCUGACCGGAGUCAACUUUGCGGUGUUUGGCUUGGGGAAUAAAACGUAUGAGCACUUCAAUGCCAUGGGAAAGUAUACAGACAAGAGACUGAAAGAGCUAGGUGGAAACAGGAUCAAUGCUCUGGGAAUGGGAGAUGACGAUGGCAAUCUGGAGGAAGACUUUAUAUCAUGGAAGGAGCAAUUCUGGCCUGCUGUGUGUGAGCACUUUGGAGUGGAAGCUACAGGAGAUAACACCAGCAUACGACAGUACAAGUUGGUUGUUUUGACUGACAUCAACGUUGAUAAGGUGUACACUGGGGAGAUGGGUCGCCUCAAGAGCUUUGAAACCCAGAAACCGCCUUUUGAUGCUAAGAACCCCUAUUUGGCCACAGUAGCCACCAACCGUCAGCUGAAUCAAGCUGGCAACCGCCAUCUAAUGCAUCUAGACUUGGACAUCUCAGGCUCCAAAAUAAGAUAUGACUCUGGGGACCACGUUGCUGUUUACCCCAUUAACGACAUAUCAGUAGUGAACAGAAUAGGCCAGAUCCUGGAUGCCGACCUGGACGCUGUGAUCUCUCUAAACAACCUAGAUGAGGAGUCCAAUAAGAAGCACCCGUUCCCAUGUCCAACUACGUACCGCACAGCUCUGACCCAUUACCUGGAUAUCACCAACCCACCUCGCACCAACGUGCUGUUCGAGCUCGCCCAGUAUGCCACCGAUCCCAAGGACCAGGAAACUCUGCGCAAGAUGGCCUCUGCCUCCAUCGAGGGCAAGGGCCUGUACCAGAGCUGGAUCCUGGAUGCAAGGAGGAACAUCCUGGCUGUGUUAGAGGACAUGCCAUCCCUCCAUCCUACCAUAGACCACCUGUGUGAACUCCUGCCUCGCCUUCAGGCACGCUACUACUCGAUCGCCUCCUCUGGCAAGGUGUACCCAACCAUGGUGAGCAUCUGUGCGGUGGUUGUAGACUUUCAGACCAGCACAGGGCGGAGAUUCAAGGGUGUAGCCACUAACUGGCUAAAGAACAUGGUUGUGACGGAUAACAGCCACAAGGCCACUGUGCCCAUGUAUGUCCGCAAGUCCCAGUUCCGGUUGCCCUACAAGGCCAGCAACCCAGUGGUGAUGAUUGGGCCUGGCACUGGCAUUGCGCCUUUCAUGGGCUUCCUCCAGGAGAGAGGGAUGAUGAAAGAGCAAGGGAAGGAUGUCGGUGAGACAAUACUGUACUUUGGCUGUCGCCACAGAAAUGAGGACUUCCUGUACCAGCAGGAACUACAGGAGUUUCAGAAGAUUGGCGUUUUGACACAACUUAAUGUGGCCUUUUCCAGAGAUCAGGAGGAGAAGGUUUACGUGCAGCAUCUCCUUAAGAAGAACAUGGAACAUUUGUGGAAGCUGAUCCAUACUGACAAUGCUCACAUCUACAUUUGUGGGGAUGCAAGGAAUAUGGCUCGGGAUGUGCAGAACACCUUCUAUGACAUCGCUGAAGAAGCGGGAGGCCUUACACACACCCAGGCUGUGACCUACAUCAAGAAGCUUAUGACUAAUGGGCGCUACUCUCAGGACGUGUGGAGCUAAACAAGAUUAAGCUAUCUUGCUAGCAUGCCCUCACAACCCCUAGCUAGAUUUUAACAUACCGCGUUUCAUUUGGAUGAGCAGAGGUGGCACAUGAUCACAAAAUGAUUUAUAGCUCUAAUGGCUGUCAAAGGUGCUUCCACCAAGUUUUAACUGCAGGGUGUGAAGGCAUACACAAGGAAUUAAUCCUCAUGAUUUCUUUCUUAGAUAUUUGGAAAAUGCUUUGUGUUUUUUCUUAUAGUUAAAGAACAUAUACAAAGUAUAAUUGAAAGGGACUUCCUGUAACUGUUCUUUAUGUUACAUGAUUUCCUGUUUGAUUGGGAAAUUAAUAUGAGGUGACACACAUGCCAAACACGCUAAUUCAUCUAUCAUCAUAGGGAAGGUCAAAAAACACAAUUAACAUAAAAAAAGAUUAUUUGCCUAAAUAUGUAGUCUGUAAACAAAAUAGCUACAUGUCAGAAAACUGAACUCUCUAUUAUUAGGGAAGUAAUUAAAAAGUUUAAAUCAACUGGAGCUGUGAGGAACCUGCCCAGAACAGGAAGUAUUUUUUUCCUCCCAUGCAAGUGAGGAUGCCUUGAGAGGUGAAUAAUUCUCGAUAAAUCACAGUUGGGGGAAUUGCAGAAGUUAGUUGAAUCUUGGGGUUACCAAGUCUCUAAAACUAUUGUUAUCUUUUCAUGGGUAGGUUGCACAAAGUACUAAAUGCAGGGGUACAAAUAAUCAUGGACAUCUUUUGAGAAAAAUAUGUAUUUCUUUAUUGAAAUGUAUUUUUGCCUUAAACAAUUUUACCUCAAUUAAAAGUUAGAUUACUCUGAUAUUUUAAAUAUAAGAUCAGGCUGAUGAAAAACUAUGAAUUUUGUUUAUAGCCUUUUCUACUCAUCUUUACCAAUAGGGCCAAUAAUUCUUUAGGGGACUUUUAAGGUGAUGUUAAGCAGUCUUGCAAAUGUUUCUUUUAAAAGGAAAACUACCUUUACUAUUGUAGUGAUAUAGAAUCACUUGGCUGGGCUAAUGCUCAUUUAAAUUCCAAAUGUGUGCCUUUUAAAUAUUUCUCUUGCAUUGUUUCUCUUGCAGUGUUAUUAUGACCUGUUACAUGACUCUUACAUGACCACUUGAUCCAGUUUUAUGCAAAGCCCUUUGUAUAUAAACAGUAUAACUUCAAAGUAUGCCUUUGUAAAAAAUAUAUAAAAAUAAAUAAAUCUAAAUCAGUGA